AUGAUGAAAUUCAAAUCUCAUAUUUUUGCUUUAUUUUUCCUUGUUCUUUCCAUCACGAUUUCUUGCAUUCACUCUACACCUGUCGGCCUAAGCACUCGAUGCGUCAAAGAUUUGUCAAAUGUUCGUGGAAUUCUUAUUACUUCCCCUGUGAGUGGUCACAAUUAUGAAUUUGGUGAUGAAAUCGAAAUAAUUAUACAUCCUGAUCCAUCGGUUAAAGUGAUUUAUGAAUUGAAUUUGCAAAUCGCGGCCGAGAGAACGGUCUACGUUUUUGAGAGAAAUAUCACAUUGACUCCACCUGGACAAGAAUAUUACGUGUUAAAAUACAAUUUACCAAAAAAGGGAGAGUAUAAUCUCACCGAUGAUGCUAGGUAUCAUAUAGGAAUUUUUGAUUCCGAAGGAGAGUUCAUCGCCGCGUCCGGCACCUUUAACAUUGGCUGUCCCAAAUUUGGUCUCACUAUGUUGUCUCCACCAGUUAAUCAAACCUAUCAUCCCGGAGAUGAAAUCUGUGUAACCUGGAGUGAUAAAUUUGAUUUGUACCAAGACAUCAAAGCUAUCAUCCAUCUGUUUUAUUAUAACGAGAAGAAUGAAAUCUCUGAACCACCAUUGGAUGUGUUUGUAGAUUAUGAGUUAAGUAAGGGAGAGGCAACAAUUAAGGUUCCUGAUUUUCCAAAUCAUAGGAACUAUGUGAUUAUUAUUGGGUUUAAUAGGACUAGUGAUAUUGAUGGAACUGUUGACGGAAAACCCCAAGUUGUCCUAGAACAUUAUAUUGCCAAUACUUUUAAUAUCGUUUCUGGAUGCACAGAUGCAUACUAG
Molecule: messenger RNA, 813 nt
Organism: Acaulospora morrowiae
Lineage: Eukaryota; Fungi; Glomeromycota; Glomeromycetes; Diversisporales; Acaulosporaceae
Source: the annotation of a GenBank genome assembly